Westerdykella ornata is the source of this 1629-nucleotide messenger RNA. RefSeq lists its product as uncharacterized. The record is from RefSeq and is a predicted model, not a curated record. NCBI's taxonomy places the organism in Eukaryota, Fungi, Ascomycota, Dothideomycetes, Pleosporales, Sporormiaceae. Bases 1 to 1629 code for a protein of 542 amino acids. The transcript is spliced from 3 exons.
AUGGCCGCCGAUCGCAACGACCAGCGCACCCUCAGCAACUCCCUCGCCUUCCUCGACACAUACCCAGAUCCCGAGCUCACGACCGACCAUUCCUUCGAAGCCUGGUUUGAGAAAAUUCAGGGUCGCUUCGACCGCCUGCCCAGAAGAAUCAAUACUGACGUCCUCCGCUCCUGGGCACAGCAAUGGGUCCCAUUCCUAAUCGGCCACAUGGCCGCCUUCAACCUGUAUAACCGCUUCUACGCCUUCAGUCUUAUCUUCUCCAUCGCCUUCCUCCAAUGGCUCCUCAUACUGCGCCAACCGCGCCGCUCCACCGACUCCUUAGCUCGUAUCAAGGAACUCCAGUGGGGUUUCCAACUCGGCGUCACGCUCUGCGCUGCGGCGCAAUUCCCGUACAGCAGAUCCGAUUUCCUCCUCCCUCUCAUCCUCAAAACGGCCGAUGCAGACGGGGACCGAGGAUGGAUAAAGGGAGAUAUCAGAGAGCUACUGCAGUGUCGGCUCCCCGCGAUGAUUGCAGCCGUGAUUCUCGAACCCCGGAUUCUGGCUCCGCCAAUGUGGAUCCAGGGUUCUGUCAUCUUGCUCUGUCCUAAGAUCCUAGGACAGUGGACGGGAUACCACGUGCUCGCGCUCCUGGCAAGCCCCGUUUGGGUCACGUUGGUCAUUUGGCUUGUAGCGGUGUCCGUGGACUUCGUGUUUGCGCUCGGCGUGCUGAAUGCGGUGAGCGUAUAUGUGGUGAUGAAGUGGAGUUCGGCGUUGUGGAGGGAGGGGUUUCCGGAUGAGAGGAUGAGGGCUAUUGAGGAAGAGUGGGAGAGGGAGAGUUUGGCGAUGUCGAGUGGGGUUGGGGAGAGGAGGGAGGCGGGAGGGGGAGCGGUGCGGGCGGUGGUUGAGGCUGCGAGGCGGAGGGGUGGUGAGGGCCGCAUUCAAGAUACACCGGCGACAGGCUCUUCGCGCGCCACUCAAAGCUCCCCAGCCGGACAAGGCUCCGCGGCGAGACGAAGCACCCGGAGGAGACGAGAUUCCCCAGAGCGACCAGACUUCGCUCCCCUUUUCCAGAGUCUCUCUGGCGUCAACGAACCCUCUGAUGCCGGACCCGACCCUGGUGCACCUUCCGACCGACUUGAAGCCCGUUCCUGGCGCGAAGCUCUCCUUGCAACCUACAUGGUCUACCGCACCUGGCUGUAUGACUAUCUCUGCGAAACGCUCUGGGCCUUGUAUCUCGUCAGCGUGCGGCUCCUGUCACUGUACACGACGUACCGCGUCGCGACCUGUCUGCUCCGAUGGGGCACCUCUGGCAUCGGAGUAUUGCUCGACCCUGAUCGAAUACGACGUGUCUUUGCUGCGUUGAUCCGCGUGUUACGCUGGAUAUCGCUCACCGUGACGGAUGUGGAUCUGAUCCGGAAACCGUUCCUCGCCGUGUCUGACCCCGAUCAUGUGCGGAAUCUGGUGCUGUGGUUGCAGGAGGUGCCGUGGACGUUGCGUGAAAAGAUGGAUGCUGUAUCGGCGAUGGUUGCAGAGGGUUUCAAUGCUGCUUUGCAGGGCCUGAAGGGAGCUGGAGCGGCUGCGAAGAAGAGUGUGAGCACGCCGUCAGUGAAGAAGGAGUUUGUCAAGGAGCAGGGACGCGGCAAGUUUUGA